AUGUCCAACCAUUACGAAGCUAUUGUUGUCGGCGCCGGUGUGGUUGGCCCCGCCAUAGCCACUGGUAUGGCACGUCAAGGCCGCCGUGUUCUGAUUGUCGAGCGUGACUGGUCAGAGCCUGAUAGAAUUGUUGGUGAGCUGAUGCAACCUGCUGGGCUGAAGGCACUGCGCUCCCUGGGUAUGAUCCAGGCGAUCAACAACAUCGAGGCCACGCCGGAAACUGGCUAUACCGUGUUCUACGAAGGUGAGGCAGUGUCGAUUCCUUACCCGCACAAGGCAGACACCGCCGUGGUGCCACCAAUCAAGAGCUGUGUAUUUGGUGGUAAUGACAAGGUGGUGGACGAUGGCUUCGUCACCACCGCCGAGUUCGAAGAUAACGAAUACGAGGUUGGAGUGUCGUUUGAGCACGGCAAGUUCAUCUCCAACUUGAGAAAGAUCGUGAAAGCCGAGAAGAACGUGACUACGCUCGAAGGAACGGUCACUGAACUCAUAAGAGAUGCAGACGGUGUUCACGGGAUCGUUGUUAAGCCUAGCGACGGUGGCUCUCCUCAGAGAUUCACCGGUGAUUUGACCUUCAUGUGCGAUGGUAUCUUCUCCAAGUUCAGAAAGUCAUUGACUGAUGAUAACGUGCCAUCUGUCAACUCGCAUUUCAUAGCGUUGAAGUUGCACAACGCCGAUAUCCCAGUGCCAAACACAGGCCAUGUCAUUUUGAAUUCAAAAUGCGACCCUGCUCUGGUGUACCAGAUCACUCCAACAGACACAAGGGUCCUGUGUGCUUAUAACAGCCCUCAAUUGCCACGUGAUGUGAAGAAGUAUCUCAGGGAAAAGGUGCUGCCGGUGUUCCCUAUAGGAUUACAGCCUUCCUUCACGAAGGCGUUGGAAGAGCCUAUAAAAUCGAUGCCAAACUCGUACUUGACUGCGAGACUCAACGAUGUUCCUGGACUAUUCCUCAUUGGUGAUGCACUGAACAUGAGACAUCCGUUGACAGGUGGAGGUAUGACUGUCGGUUUGAACGACGCUGCCAUGGCUGUCAGAACUUUAGAAGACGUUCCUUCACUCUCGGAUCGUGAAGUUACAUCCGCAAAGAUCAUCGACUUCCACUACGAUAGAAAGGACCUCGAUGCUGUCAUCAACAUCCUGUCAAUUGCCCUCUUCUCGCUGUUUGCUGCGGACUCGUCGAAUCUGAAGAUUUUGCAAAGAGGCUGCUUCAAGUACUUCCAAAGAGGAGGUGAAUGUGUCAGCAUUCCAGUUGGAUUCCUCAGUGGCACCAUUCCAAAGCCUUUCCUGUUGACCUGGGUCUUUACCAAAGUGGCCUUGUACUCCGUGUACUGUAACUUUGUCGAUAAUGGAGUGCUAUUGCUACCAUUGUCAAUUGUCCAGGUGUUCACCGUUUUGUUCACCGCAGUUGUUGUCUUUGCUCCAUACUUGAUUGCUGAGUUGUUCCAAUGA
Molecule: messenger RNA, 1449 nt
Organism: Williopsis jadinii
Lineage: Eukaryota; Fungi; Ascomycota; Saccharomycetes; Phaffomycetales; Wickerhamomycetaceae
Gene: ERG1
Product: squalene monooxygenase
Exons: 1
Coding region: 1-1449 (482 amino acids)
Biological process (GO): ergosterol biosynthetic process
Cellular component (GO): endoplasmic reticulum; membrane
Molecular function (GO): flavin adenine dinucleotide binding; squalene monooxygenase activity
Source: RefSeq, a predicted model, not a curated record